Serendipita indica DSM 11827 is the source of this 1290-nucleotide messenger RNA. NCBI's taxonomy places the organism in Eukaryota, Fungi, Basidiomycota, Agaricomycetes, Sebacinales, Serendipitaceae. The record is from the annotation of a GenBank genome assembly.
AUGGGCGCAACGCCGAUCUCUGACAAAGGCCCUGCACGAGGGGGCUCCGCGUCGAAAUACUCUCCAUCGUCCUCACCAACUCUUCGACUCUCACCAACCGCAUUUUCGCCGGCGAUCAGCAGCGAUGUGCCCCUCUCAGCGAGUUUCCAAGUCAAGCUCGCCAUCACCGCGACAUGCUCACACUGGCGCAAGAUUGGGCUACCGGAUUUAUUUCGAAAUGUGACUUUCACGUCGUUGCAUCAACUUCAACUCCUCACAGGUAUCGUACAUCCCUCCCAACGCCGAUAUGUGCCUGGGCCAUAUACCACUCCUUUACUAUUGGAACGCAAAGGCAUAGGCCACGGUGCAUUGAUCCAGAGGAUCGAAACCAUUAUUGAUUUGGGCAAAUAUCAGUCAGAUGAUCUGAUAUACGGGAGUAUCAUGUCCGAAUUGCUCAAGUGCUGUCCAAAACUGCGUAUCUAUGUCAACAAAAAUCCUCGAGCCGGCAAUUCGACGCCCCUCCCUAUCAUCAACGCACUCGGCAGAUCAGGAGGGGGUGGAACAAGAACAAGCGACUAUUUCCCGCAACUGAAGCAACAAGAAAUCGCCUCAGAACAGGGAAAUACAUCGCUUGAGCAUCUAGAAUGGUCGGGCAAAGAAGGCAUCCUCGUUGGCGACCUCAAUCUGCUUCUUCCGCGUAUACCCUACUUGCGUAGACUUGUUCUCGGCGACGUUUUUUUGUGUUUCACGCGGUUUUCUGAUACCCAUUCGACUCUGCAAAUAUCUCUCUUGCAUCUGACAUCUCUCCGCAUCGACCUCACGACCCCAGAACGAGCCUAUAUCCGUUAUAACCACCGUUGGUGCAUCCCGACUUUACAAUCGCUCGAGGCUCUCGUUGGGCCCGCACCAUGGGAUUCUGAUCUCUAUGGAUUUCUCGAACACCUUCCGCCACUACGCGAGUUCCACUUGCGGGUGUUGACACACACGAUAAUGCCGCCGCAAAUCUGGCACGAACUGUUCAAACGAAUGAAAUGCUCAACGAUACGAGUUCUCACGUUCAAUGUUUCUGAUAUGCCUGUGCUUCCAACGGACAUCGAGCUCCCAAAUAUCUCCCAGGUCUUUCUGGAAGGAUGUACUCCGGAUUUCCGCGCGAAGAGUCUUUAUGAUCGACCGGAAAGUGAUCGCAAGGAGCAACUGUCCGAACAUUUCACAGCAUUAGCAAGGAGAUGCGUGACGUUACGCUGCAUUCGGAUGCUGGACGACGAGUUUCUUCUUAUGUACGGCAGGAACGUACAAAGCGCGCAAAGAUAG